GAGAUCAGCUGUGAUUAUCUGGCAGCAGCACUGAAGUCCAACCCCUCCCAUCUGAGACAGCUGGACCUGAGCUACAACAACAAGCUGCAGGAUUCAGGAGUGAAGCAUCUGUGUGGUUUCCUGGAGAGUCCAGGAUGUGGACUUGAAACUCUGAGAUUGAGGAGCUGUGGUUUGUCAGAGAUCAGCUGUGAUUAUCUGGCAGCAGCACUGAAGUCCAACCCCUCCCAUCUGAGAGAGCUGGACCUGAGUAACAACAACAAGCUGCAGGAUUCAGGAGUGAAGCAUCUGUGUGGUUUCCUGGAGAGUCCAGGAUGUGGACUUGAAACUCUGAGAUUGAGGGGCUGUGGUUUGUCAGCGAUCAGCUGUGAUUAUCUGGCAGCAGCACUGAAGUCCAACCCCUCCCAUCUGAGAGAGCUGGACCUGAGUAACUACAACAAGCUGCAGGAUUCAGGAGUGAAGCAUCUGUGUGGUUUCCUGGAGAGUCCAGGAUGUGGACUUGAAACUCUGAGAUUGAGUUACUGUGGUUUGUCAGAGAUCAGCUGUGAUUAUCUGGCAGCAGCACUGAAGUCCAACCCCUCCCAUCUGAGAGAGCUGGACCUGAGUAACUACAACAAGCUGCAGGAUUCAGGAGUGAAGCAUCUGUGUGGUUUCCUGGAGAGUCCAGGAUGUGGACUUGAAACU
Oreochromis aureus is the source of this 681-nucleotide messenger RNA. Its product is annotated as ribonuclease inhibitor-like. The annotation marks the transcript as partial. The transcript is spliced from 4 exons. Gene Ontology annotation, molecular function: protein binding. Lineage: Eukaryota; Metazoa; Chordata; Actinopteri; Cichliformes; Cichlidae. The record is from RefSeq and is a predicted model, not a curated record.